Linum trigynum is the source of this 729-nucleotide messenger RNA. Lineage: Eukaryota; Viridiplantae; Streptophyta; Magnoliopsida; Malpighiales; Linaceae. The record is from the annotation of a GenBank genome assembly.
AUGCCGAAUGAAUACACGGCCACAUCUCCGGAGAGCAGCCGCCGUCUGGCGGGAACCGCUUCUCAGUUCUUUUUCGGGGCACAGAUCGGGUUUUCUCAGAUCAUCCUUCUCAACGACCGCUUGUCGAAGGCUGUUGAUGAUAACGCGGUCGAGAUUGCUAACCUCAAGAAGAAUCUGGAAGGAGGUCGUGCAGCAUUGGAGAAAGAGCUGCGUCAGCAAAUAGGGAAAAGUUUUGAUGAGGAGUUAGCUCGGAAGGACAAGGAGUUAGCAGACGAGAGGGAGGCGUCCAGGCUGAUUCGGGAGGAAAGGGACCGCCUCCAAGACUCGCUUCGGAAGUCGGGUGAGAUUGAGAAGACUCUUUUGGAAGAGCAAGACGCAUUGAGCAAGGAGGUAGCCGCCCUGAAGCUGGAGAAGACCGCUCUGGAGGAGAAGCAUGAAGCGGAGGUGGCCGCUGCCCGGGCCGAGGUGGGCCCCGCCUACCUUAAGUCUGCAGAGUUCCUGGCCUAUGAUAAGGCAAAAUAUAAGGAGGUGGUUGGCAAUGUGGUGGCCGCCAUUCGUCAUUUGGUCCGUGAGGAGUGCCCCGACUUGGGCUGGGACUCUGACCGUGUGUGGGAUGCGGUUGGUCAGUGGUCCUCCUUGGAUGUGAAUUCGGAGGCGGACGACUCAGAGGAGGAUGGAGAGGACACCGAGCAAGGUGAUGCGGAUGAAGGAGGAUCUCCAGCGGUCUGA